This is a messenger RNA of Anopheles cruzii, 2526 nucleotides long. RefSeq names its product dendritic arbor reduction protein 1 (gene sr). Gene Ontology annotation, molecular function: DNA-binding transcription factor activity, RNA polymerase II-specific; RNA polymerase II cis-regulatory region sequence-specific DNA binding. NCBI's taxonomy places the organism in Eukaryota, Metazoa, Arthropoda, Insecta, Diptera, Culicidae. The record is from RefSeq and is a predicted model, not a curated record. The transcript is spliced from 2 exons. Bases 16 to 2526 code for a protein of 836 amino acids. Gene Ontology annotation, biological process: regulation of transcription by RNA polymerase II.
CCACCAGCAGCUGCCAUGAUCAUGGAAGGGCUAGAAACGUUGGUUGCGCCACCGCAUCACACAUUCCUGCUGACCGAGUCGGCAGCCGCCGCGCACUUCAACGUGCUGAGCUUCGACACGUGCGGUCUGUUCAAGACCGGCACCACCACCACCUCGCUCGGGCUGAACAACAACAGCACGGCGACCCCGAACAACAACCACCAUCACCACCUGUACCACCCGUACCACCACCACCAGGCGGCCGGUACGACGUCCUUGUCGCACCACCACCACCAGCAUCAUCACUCGACUUCUCAGCAGCAACAGCAUCAACAGCAUCAACAGCAUCAACACAGCUCAUCCGCCAGCUCGUCGAUUGUGGCGUCUUCGUCCGCCUCGUCCUCGUCGUCCGCGGUGGCUUCCUCCGCGGCCAACGCGACCGCCAUCACGACCCACACGACCGCGACGACGAGUGUGACUGCAUCGCACCAGCCCCAGCAUCAACACCAGUCGCAGCACCCUCAUCAGCAGCAACAGCAGCAGCAGCACCACCACCAUCAUCAUCAUCAUCCGCACCUGAGUCUGCUGAGCACCGGCGGCGGCGGCGGCGCUGGGAACGGUAGUGCUUCCGGUUCCACCGUCGGCGGCCAUCAUCACCCGGGCGGCGAGUCGGCCGGCGGCGGCGAAGGUGACCACUCGCAGUCGCAGACCGACGCACAGACCGGCGAUCUCAACACCCCCGUGACCACCUCCGGUGACAUACCUUCGUUCUUCGGUCCGUCGACCGUCGUCGAACCGCCACCGAUUACCGGAUCGAUCGAAUCGGACGAUCUCUCGCUGGAGCCGCAGACCGUCUCCAGCCCGUGUGUGAGCCUCUGCAGCCCGACGAAGCAGGAGCGCACCACCCCGCAAUCGAUCGCCAACGAGGAAGAGGCUAGCAACACCAGCAGUACCAACACGAUGUAUCCAUCCUCCGGCGCUCAGCAGCAACAGCAGCAGCAGCAACAGCAACAACACCAACAGUCGCUCCACGGACAAAUCCGGGUCGCCGGGUUGGCCAGCGUCACGGGUGGUGCCGACAUGCAGCACGGCGACGGUGGGGUGCAGUCGGCGGCGGAUGUUUCGAUCGAGAACAAGAUCUCCUACCGUGGCGUCUUUACGACGACCGGUGCCAGCCCCGGCAUGGGGCUGCAACCGUCCGGCGUCCUGUCGUCCUCGUCGGCGGGUCAGAUGUCACCGACGAGUGGUGGUGGCGGUGGUCUGGGGCCAGCCAGCUGGAGUCUCCCCAGCCCGGACAAGGGUCUGUUCCAGGCGCCGAUGUUUGGGCUGCUCGGACCACAGGCCACCGGCAGUGCGGCGCCAUCGGCGGGCGUUUCGGCGAGCUCGCCACCGCUCACCAGCCUCACCGGACAGCACCACCCGCAGCACUCAGGCCAGCAGCACCACUACAGCUCGCUGACGGCUGGUGAUGAGCGAGGCCAUGGCUCCGUUCACGGCCACGCCGGCUCGGCGGAACUGCUCGGCCUCAACAUGGACUGUGCCAGUCUGCUGCUGAAGCAACCGCCCAGCUACAACAGUUGCGUCGGCACGCUCGAUAUGCAGUCCCAGGACAUGCUGGCGUACGGGCGGGGCGGUGCCAGCGGUGCGCUCGGCAUGGGCCAGAAGUACCAGUGGCUGGACUCGCCCGUCGAUCCGUACGCCGGGAGUCCCCAGCACGGCUCGGUGGUCCUGCCGGGACCGUCGUCCACGCCGCUCUCGGUUGGUCCGAUCAUUCCGAAGCAGGAACCGUACUCCGCGUCGAACCCGUGCACGUCGGACUCGAGCCAGCUCGGAGGGUUGACACCGGCCCAGGCCGCCCAGCAAGCGCAGUACGCGGUGCAGCUGGCCGAGUAUAACCAGGCCACGAGCAAGGGACACGAGAUCCUGUCGCAGGUGUACCAGCAGAGCACGAUGCCGCUGAAGCUGGUGCCGGUCAAGCCGCGCAAGUACCCGAACCGGCCGAGCAAAACGCCCGUCCACGAGCGGCCGUACGCGUGUCCGGUGGAGAACUGCGACCGGCGGUUCUCGCGCUCGGACGAGCUGACGCGACACAUCCGCAUCCACACCGGCCAGAAGCCGUUCCAGUGCCGGAUCUGUAUGCGCUCGUUCAGCCGGUCCGACCACCUGACGACGCACAUCCGCACGCACACCGGCGAGAAGCCGUUCUCGUGCGACAUCUGUGGCCGCAAGUUUGCCCGCUCGGACGAGAAGAAGCGCCACGCCAAGGUACACCUGAAGCAGCGCAUCAAGAAGGAGAAGAACACCGGCGGGUCCAACUCCGGACACCAGCACGCGCACCAGCAACAGCAACAGCAGCAGCAACAUCAACAGCAGCACCAACAUCAGCAUCACCCUCAGCAGCAGCAGCAACAGCACCAUCAUCAGCAGCAGCACGGUCACCACGGUGGUCAUCCGGGGCUGCAUCCGCAUCACCUGCUGACGCACGACGACCUGGCCGGCAUCCCGAUCGUAUCGUCGUCCUCCAACCCGGCGACCAGCAGCUUGUAG